CAGGAUUCCUUUGUCAAAAUUGCAUUAUAUUGAUCCGAAAUCGUUGACUAACACAUGAAUCUUAACAAUGGGCGCUGGGGUCCCAGGAACGGAAGAGCUGCUGGCGGGCCAGAUCCUGCGGAGGGACCGGAGGUCUUAGUCAUCAACGAGCGGGAGUUGCGGGCCUUUAUUUUCCGGGUGUACUCAUCCUCCGUAGUGCUGUGUCUCCUUUCAGCCAUUCCGUGGAUCAUACUGUCGGCACUCGGCGUGAAAGUCUCCAAGGACAUUCCCGUGCCGUCCUUCGUGUGGCUCAUACUGGCUUUCAUCAUCGUCACGGUGCUCAGCUGCAUCCGACAGACUCCGGCACUGACGUUGCUCUGUUGGGGAUUGGUGCUGGGAUACUUGAUCUUUUUCACUCUGUUCGGAGCGUAUUUUAUGCAUCUAAUACCCGUCUGGGUCCUCUUGGUGUCCAUUCUGGUGGCCGGCUUCCUGCUGGCCCUGCUGCACUUCUACGGGGCCAAAGGUCCGGAGGUUCUGCUACCCAGCAUUAUAUGUACCUGCUGCAUUUUACUGCUGCUCUUCAUCACCAUGUUCGUGCUGGUCAUACUCUUCGCGGUCAUCAAGGACUUGCGGUACCUACUGGCCCUCAGCAUCGUGCUCGUCAUCAUGAUCCUGCUAAUGGCUCCCUUCCAGGCUCGCUUCAUCUGUGGAAGGCUGCAGCAGGUGCCCUAUGGGGAAACUGCGGAUUGCGCUUGUGGCAUUUACAUGCACUUCACUUUCCUGGUCAGCUGCUUGCUCGUCUUUGCCUACUACUAUAGGAAAGUUAAUGAUUGAAUCAGUGUGGCUACUGAUGUGCGAGUAAACUUAAAAUAUAUUAUUAGCGAC
Molecule: messenger RNA, 864 nt
Organism: Drosophila erecta
Lineage: Eukaryota; Metazoa; Arthropoda; Insecta; Diptera; Drosophilidae
Exons: 1
Coding region: 55-813 (252 amino acids)
Source: RefSeq, a predicted model, not a curated record